This is a messenger RNA of Planococcus citri (citrus mealybug), 2210 nucleotides long. RefSeq names its product esterase FE4-like. Bases 48 to 1733 code for a protein of 561 amino acids. NCBI's taxonomy places the organism in Eukaryota, Metazoa, Arthropoda, Insecta, Hemiptera, Pseudococcidae. The record is from RefSeq and is a predicted model, not a curated record. The transcript is spliced from 10 exons.
GUUCUUCACAAAACUUGUUUCUAAAUAGGUAGUAGGUAGUAGUAAUCAUGUUGCGUUCCAUUGCUGUCGUUUGUUGUUUCCAAUUCGUGCUAUCUUCUUCGCCUGUAGUCAGAGUUGAAGAAGGUGAACUUGCAGGAACCACCUAUGAAUUACCUAAUGGUAGAAUCGUUAAUGCUUUUUUAGGAGUUCCGUACGCUGCUGCGCCGAUUUUCAAGUAUAGAUUCAAGGAACCACAACAUUUGAAACCAUGGAUCGGUACGUGGAAUGCAACGAAACCUCAAAGUGCAUGUCUACAAAUAGAGCAUCGAGCAUUGUACCAGAUUUCCGGCGAAGAAGAUUGUCUUUAUUUGAAUAUCUACACACCCAAGCUGCCGGUGAAUGGAGUUAGUCCUUUGAUGAAUGUAAUGGUUUACAUUCAUGGAGGAGCUUUUAUGUUUGGUACUGGAGGAACAAUUUAUCCUGAUUAUAUUUUGCAGAAUGACGAUCUAGUCUUCGUUAGCAUUAAUUAUCGCUUAGGAGUCUUGGGAUUUUUCAGCACCGAAGAUAACGUGGCACCCGGAAAUUUUGGUCUGAAAGAUCAAGUGGCUGCGUUGAAAUGGGUUCAACGUAAUAUUAUUCAUUUCGGUGGUAACCCUGCCGGUGUCACAAUUGCUGGGUGUUCCGCUGGCGGUGCUAGUGUACAUUAUCAUUACGUUUCUCCGCUCAGCGAAGGGCUUUUCCAAAAAGGCGUUUCUUUAAGUGGCACUUUACUACCUUCGUGGACUUUACCAAGAAAUGUGUCUCAAAAAUCAACCGAAUUGGCUUCAUUAGUAGGUUGUCCAAUUAAUAAUAAUACCAGAGAUAUGGUGAAAUGUUUGCAAAGGAGACCAGCUAGAGCUAUUGUUGAGCAGACGAAGAAUUUUAUGACUUGGAGAUACACUCCAUUCACUCCGUUUGGUCCAGUUGUGGAACCUGAGAGUCCAAAUGCAUUUUUAUCCGCACACCCACUUGAAUUAUUGGUCAAUGGCAAAGUGAAAGAUUUACCUUGGAUGACUAGUGUGACUGAAAAAGAAGGUUUAUAUCCAGGAGCAGAGUUUAUUCCUCACGAUAAUCUAUUGAAAGAACUGGAUGAAAAAUGGAAUGAAAUUGCGCCAAAUUUGCUCAUGUAUAACUACAGCGUACCGGAGCAAGAAAAAGAUGCAGUUAGUGAUGCUAUCAGAAAAUUCUACUUUGAUAAUAAACCUAUUUCCAAAGAAAGCGUUGAUCAACUAAUUCAAAUGCUUGGCGACAGAUUGUUUUAUAAUGAAAUAUUCAGUGCUGCUAAAUUGCAUAAUUUAGCUACCAAGACGAAUAUUUUUUGUUACAAGUUCAAUUACCGAGGAAAAUACAGUCUUACAAAUGUAUAUGCUCAAAACUACGAGAAUUAUGGAUCUAGUCAUUCCGACGACCUGCUGUAUAUUUUGAAAUACCUGCCUACCAGUGCAGAAGAAACCGAAACGGAUAAGGCGAUGAAUAAAUUCAUGUCGUCUAUUUACGUGAAUUUCAUGAAAACUGGGGAUCCAAGUGUCGGUAUAGAAACGUGGAAACCAAUUGGUAAAGAUCAACACGUCAAUUUUACCUGUUUAAAUAUUUAUUCGCCUAGUGAUUUGGCGUUUGAAGAUGUAUCAAAUCCAGCUAUUAGUGAAUUUUGGAAAAAUACAUUGCCCAAUGAAUAUCCUGCUCAGCCUAUUCCAGUAAAUAGAGAUGAACUUUAAUUUUAAUCACGAUGUGGUAUUUUUUUUAAAAUCACACGAUACUUCCAUUUUACUUACAAUAUGUACCUAAUUAUCUAUUAUACGUAUGUACUACCUACAUCAUUUUAGCAGCAAUCGAAAACUUCAGCAUAUAUCAAAGAAAUAAAAAAUAAUUAAGCUAUUCAGCAUUUUUAAUUAAAUAAUUAUUCAUUUGCGCAUGUAUAGGUACGAGUACCUAGAGGUACCUAAUUUUCAAGUAGACAUGAAUUUUGUUUUACUUUGUUUUGAAUUUUUUUCUUUAAUUUAUACGUAACUUAACUAGCUUGAGCAUAUUUUAAUGUUCAAAUUUCAAAAUUAAAAUUUAUCCUAAUUGUGGGUAUUUAUAUUUUCGUGCGCUUCGGUUAUCCAUGUCUAUAGGAUACUUUUUCGUUUAUUAUUAACGAAGCAUGUGCAUUUAUAUUCACCACAUUUAGUGUAAAAUACAUAAUCAUGAGUUGA